Dioszegia hungarica is the source of this 2226-nucleotide messenger RNA. RefSeq lists its product as uncharacterized. The transcript is spliced from 15 exons. Gene Ontology annotation, cellular component: nucleus. The record is from RefSeq and is a predicted model, not a curated record. Lineage: Eukaryota; Fungi; Basidiomycota; Tremellomycetes; Tremellales; Bulleribasidiaceae. Gene Ontology annotation, biological process: RNA processing. Gene Ontology annotation, molecular function: RNA binding. The coding region runs from base 1 to 2226 and encodes 741 amino acids.
AUGUCUCGCAAGCUUGACCUGUCCGCUUUUGCGGGCGACGAUGAGGAAGAGGACGAGGCGGCCGUCUUCUUACCAAAGCUCAAGACAAAGACCUUCUCUCAUGGUAUUACCAAGAAGUCCAAGAAGGACCUCGAAAGGGAGGCAGAGGAGCGGAAGCGGAAAGAAGAAGAAGAGGCACUAGCCAAGCUGAAUGCUGAGCUGGAGACAUUCGAGUCGGCCCCGUCUGGUGGGAUGCGGGGCUUCGGACCUGGGAUGAGCCGGGGGAAGCCACAAGGGAGCGGGUUUGUGAGGGCUGGAGGGGCGGCAUACCAAGCUGUCAGACCACCUGUUCCGCCCUCGGGUCCAUCCAAUAUGCCACCCCAAGGACCGGCCGCAAUGAUGGGCUAUAGGCCUUAUCAAGCAAGAGCAGCUCAUCCGCCUGCUCCAGCCGCCCCCGUCGCUGCGCCAAAACCGAAAGGCAAGCGCGCAAUGGACAGCUUCCUGAACGAGAUCAAGAGUAAUCAGGAAGCACGAGAAUCCCGCUUGGGUCAGAUCGCAAAAAUGGAAGGGUCAUCGGUGACCGCUCUUGCAGCAUGGGAAAGCAAUCCGGCGGGAAAACCCGCGGCCGCGCCCCAGAUCGAGUCUACCAACCUCUACAUCACGAGUCUACCGACGAAUGUGAAUGAAGAGAGCCUUGGGAUGUUCUUUGUCAAGUAUGGUCCGAUAGGGACCGUCAAAAUCAUGUGGCCUCGAGGAGAGGCCGAAUGGGCUGUAGCCCAGAGAGGCCGAGGCUCGUUGACUGGCUUUGUCAAUUUCAUGAAUCGCGAUGACGCCGCGGUGGCGCUGAACGAGAUGGACGGGAUAGAAUGGGGCGGUAGUCAGAUCAGGGUAGCCUGGGGGAAACAAAUGCCCCUGCCUGCUGAGCCUAUCUAUGACGUCGGCGCUGGAUCAAGCAAAAAGAAGCGACGAUCAGCCUCGCCAGGUCCGAGUCGGCAUCGCGAGUCAAGAAACAGACGGGAUUCGCGUUCCGGCUCAGACGGCUCGGCUUCGCCCCCACCGCGUAGUGCCCAGCCCAAGCGAGAGCGGUCAUACUCUGCCUCCAGCUCCAGAUCGCGGUCGCCAUCCUCUUCGCGGUCACCCUCGCCACCUCGGGGGUCCAAUCACAAGAUUGCCUGGCUGGAUCAGAUCAGUGCAGAGUCGGACAGCUUUGUCAGGGCUGUGGCGAAUCGGGUGAAGACGAACGGGAAGGCAUUUGAGGAGCUCUUACGGGAGAAGGAGAAAGGGAACCCCAAAUUUGCGUUUUUGUUUAAGGAAGAAUUACCCGAAUACCACCUCUUCAAAUACACCGUCAACCCUCGCUAUCGCUUCCCACCACUCCCUACCUCCCAUUUCGACGACACGGGCUACGCUUCCCUCUACUCGUCCGACUCUGCUGAAGACUCGGAGAAGGAACGUACGGAAAAGGGCAAGCUGGGCCGACUCGCCAGGAAACGGCUCGAGGCGAUGUUGCGGGCGAUGUCGGGCACGCGGGUGGAGAUUGCGCGGGCGAUGGAGUUUGCGUUGAAGCGCGCAGAGGCGGCGGAUGAGAUUGCAGAGGUGAUUAUAAGGAGUUUGAUGGUAGAUGGGACGCCCGUCCCGAGGAAGCUGGCGAGAUUGCAUCUGGUUUCGGAUAUACUGCAUAACUCGGCCUCCCCACUGCCGAAUGUCUGGCGAUAUCGACUUGCGUUCGAGAAGCGCCUUCCGCCGGUCUUUGCGCAUCUGUCGACGGUGUAUCAGAGCUUGCUGGCGUACUCGGGACAGAUGAGUGCGGACGUCUUCAAGGCGCAAGUCAUGGUUGUACUGGAUAUCUGGGAGGCUUGGAUUGUGUACACACAAGAAACAAGUCAAACACUUCGUCAGCUGUUCAUGGGCGAGACAACACUGGACGAGCUUGAAGCUGCCAAGCAUGCUAAAUUGGCUGCACCAUCCGAAGCGAAGACGAAGCUGGACAAGACGGAUGAGGAGCUGGGCAAAACCAAGGGAUUCAAGUCCUCAGGCUUCAAGUCAUCCUUCAAGCGGGUCAAGGCGCCGGAGGAGGAAGCUGAGGAUAUCCUGCGAGAGGCAUUAGGCGGAGCUGGCGAUCCUGCGGAAGAUCUGGAUGGGGAGGAGAUGGAUCUCGAUGGAGAAGAGAUGGACCUGGAUGGGGAAGAGAUGAACUUGGACGGCGAGCCAAUGGGUGACGACGACCUCGACGGAGAGCCCAUGUAG